AUGCUUUCUAUUCUAAUUCUUUCUGUUCUCACGGGCCUUGCUUUUACCGACCCACAUAUUCUCUAUCUGAAAAAGUUCCCCAGUGGAGUGACUUACACGUUCGAUGCGGUAGAAACGGGUGCGAGAUUGUAUAUCGCUUCGAAUGAUGAUGACAGCUAUCUGAAAAAUAUCCAGAUUUCAACAAAUGGCGUUAAUAUGACAUUAGACCAGCUCAACAACUUCAACAAUAACGAUACACCAAAAAGCCUCGUGAUUACAAAUGGGUUGACUUUGAGGAGCACUAACAUUGACACAAUAACCAAUGUGCUAACCGGAUAUCUUUAUGUUACUACCAAGAUUCAAGCGGAUGACCCAACAUUCUCAGUAUUUGUCAUCAAGACCAAGACAACUGUUUUCACAACUGGAGCUGCAAAGUCCACAGCCGUAAUUUUGAAUACAGAACUUAUAUCUGAUUCUCCGGACUUGGACAAGCCCCUCAAAACGUCUUAUGUAUCAGCUAUCAAUCAAUCUCCAGAGAUUGACCUUCGCUUCCAUUAUGACAUUCCCGGAUUCAACUGGACUUAUAUAACUAUCAAUCAGUUCUUCGAAAAUCCACUUUACAUUGAUAACGUGAAUUUCGACACGGGUUAUGUGUAUAAUGCAACGAGACAGUAUUUCGAUAAUGUAGAGCCUCUUCAAAUUGGAUUGGACUACUGGUACCUCACCACUAACGGUGCAGUGAGUAUGGUUUUGGAGAACAAGUACGUGAGUAAUCAUGUCUACACAACGACGUCAGUUAACGCCACUGGUCUGAUUGUCAACAACUACAUCUAUCAACAGCACGUUGUGAAUUUCUUAUUGGAUUACACCUAUAGCAGGACAGUUGGCACAUUGAUCACAACAUUCCCCAAUUCCGUAAAUUAUAUAAGUUUCGAUUUGCAACCGGAUGAUGGAAAUGGCAUUCAACAAAACUUCAACAUCAAUGCAACUGUGAAACACGCGUUGAUGACCACUUAUUUCCAAGCCUCAAAGCUGACUAUAAACUCAACUUCACUGUUUCCUGGCACAUUCUACUGUCAAUAUUAUGGGUACACCGGAGGUCUUGCGCCGGUUACAACUACAACUGUGGCCCCAAGUACUGUGACGAGUACUGAAGCUUCUUCAACGACGACAACGACCGUAGCAACUACUACAAAAAGUUCUUCAACUCAGCGUGUUGUUCAGUUGAUUAUCCUAGAUGGUGGAAACUUGUAUUUGGCAUCGAAUGAUGACCCAAAUAACUUGAAAAAUAUUCAAGUGGUGACAGGAGGACACACUUAUUUGUUAUCCGACUUGGCCAAAGUAAAUCCUGAUGGCACUCCAAAUAAAAUAACUCUCAACGGAGGACUCACUCUGACCACCACUAACCCCAACGCUGUCUCCUACACCCUAACCGGUUACUUGUAUGCUACAACUGCUCAACAAGCACAGGACGCUUCAUUCUCUGUCUAUGUGAUCACAGGUUCCCAUCACAUCAACUUGAGUGGUGUAGCUGCUACUACGGUAAUUCUGAACACUCAGUUGGCAGCACAAUCUGGAGAAUCUGACCAGCCAGGGAAAUCCACGUAUUUGACAAAUCUGAUGAUGACGCAGGCUGAAAAUGUAUACUUUCAAUACGGAGUACCAGCUAACAACUAUAAGAGUGUGACUUCCAACCAAUUCUUUAUGAAUCCCUUCAACUACACGACUAUCGACAACAAUGGGAAUCCAGUAAGCACAACUAGACUCUUUUUCGACCACGUGGAGCCACUCCAAAUCGGUCUCGACUAUUGGUACAUCACCUCGUAUGGACCAGUUACAAUGGAUAUGCAGAAUAAUUAUGUUGCUAACCAUAAUACAACAACAACCAGCGCUAACACUACUGGUCUAUUGAUCAAUAGCAACUUCAUCUACUCGAAUCACAUCGUCAAUUUCCAGUCCGAUCCGACUCGUGGAAGAUCUGUCGGUACUAUGAUCACAGCGUACUUGACCGCCAGCGUCAGUUUCGUGUUUCGAGGAAGCAACGGAAAUUUCGUGCAAACAUAUGAUCAGACGAAAAACACGACACACCUAAUUAAAACUUCGCCAGUUGCCGCACAAUUGUUGAAUGUGACAGCGUCGAACUUCAUUGCUGGAACAUUCUAUUGCCAGUACUUUAGUAUUAGCACAGACGUCCUCCCAGUAGUCACCAGCACUACUACCACUACAGUCCCCGGAAGUACUCAAAGCACUCAAACUCAGGCAACCGCCGAGUCUACUGUAAGCAUUGGAACGGGGUCAACGCAGUCUACAGUAUCUGGCAAUCCUACAGUAACCACCACCACACCGAUUCCUGGAACAGAACUUUGUAGUUCUGCCAGUCUGACACUCCAACUUUACAAUUAUAAGUCAGCUACACCCACAAAAGUGAACAAUGUGGAGGACGGCUCAAAGGUUUAUCUGUCUUCUAAUGAUAAAGCUUUAAUGCUUAGCCGGAUCACUUUAUCUUCAAACGGCCAAACAAAGAACUUGCAACAACUUUUGGGUGACUUCGAUGCUAAUGGUUACUCUAAUGGGUUUCCUGUAAACAGUGAUCUCACGAUAGCUACCACAAAUACUGAAGCCGAAACUGAGACAUUGAAUGGAAUAUUAUUCAUUUCCAACGCAGCCAUGGCGAAAGACCCAAACUUUCUGGUGUAUCUUGUCUCGGAUCAAGUGAAGACAAUCGAUCGAUCGACUACUAACGAGACCACCUUGUUACUUCUCAACAAAAGAGUCGAGCGUACCGCUACGGAUCCAGUGAACAAGCCUUUGUACAACGCCAGAAUGGAAAGUAUUAUUCAACCGAAGAGCACCAGUUUUAGGAUGUAUCAAGGGGUACCUAGCGAUGGUUAUACGGAUCCAACUUAUCAGGAAACGAUUAGGAAGAUGAUUUUUAGUAAUCCAGUUUCACUCUUCCCAACAGGAAAUAAUGAUGCAGAUACUGCCUUUUUCGACAACAUUGAGCCAAUUCAAUUCUCAAUGCGCAUCUGGUACAUUCGUGCCACCGGAGGAGGCAUCACUCUCAAGGUGUCUUCCGAAUGGCGCGAUCUGUCAAAGUACGAAACCACAAAGGAAACGACGACCGGUUACACAAUGACUCAGUAUACCAGUGACAAUUCGACCACAAAUUUUAGGAACACACCCGGUCAUGAAGGCAUGUUUGGGUAUAUGAUGACAACUGCCGAUCGGCAAACAGGUAUAAAUGUGACAAGUUGCAACGAGAUCGAUUGUGUCACCGAACCAUUUACUAUGCAAGUGUUCGCGGACAAGUUCCAGUAUAACCGAAACGAUACAGUAAUGUAUGUAGACUAUGCAAAUCAAAAGUAUGGAUACUUCUACUUGCAAUACUUUAGAAUCGAACUUCGACAGCUACGUGAUUACAGUCUAACGGAUCCUGUUAGGAUAGCUUAUGUGGAAGACGGCUCCAACCUCUACCUUUGCUCAUCCGAUGAUCCUGCUACUCUUAAUGCUAUCACAAUAUCUUCCAACGGCCUUACCGUAUCCCUUGACCAACUACUAACCAACUUCGACGCGAACGGAUUUCUUCUCGGCUUCCCUGUCAAUAGCGAUUUAAUCAUAUCUACACAAAACAGCGCAGAUGUCACCAAUAACUUGAACGGAGUGCUCUUUAUAUCCUCACGAGACAUGGCAAGGGAUCCAAACUUUUUCGUUUACUCAGUCAUCGAUAAAACCCUUAUAGUAAAUCGACCUACUAACUCCAAUACCACUCUGGUUCUUCUCAAUCCGCUAGUCAGCAGGCUUCCAAGUGAUCCGGAGUACAAGGCACUCUACAAUACCAGAAUAGAGAAUAUCGUUCAACCAAAGACAACUAAACUUUGGUUUUACAAAGAUAUACCUGAAAAUGGGUAUGAUGACCCGGACUAUCAGGUAACAGCUGACAAGUCGAUAUUUACGAAUCCAGUGAACUAUUGGCCGGCAGAGACACCCAGUACAUACUUUUUCGACAACAUCGAGCCGCUUCAAUACUCCCUGCGUGCUUGGCACAUCCGAGCCAUCGGUGGUAUCCAGCUUACAAUCUCCCAGCAAUGGAAAGAUCCAUCUGAAUCCAUAACGACAAGUCCAACGACCACAGGAUUCGUGAUGAGCCAGUUUCAUACUGUGGAUACUGUAGUGAACUAUGUGUUUCAUGAGUAUCAUGUAUGCGUUUUUGGAUUGUUGGUUUCAACACAGUUGUUUGCUGAUGUUAACGCAACAAUGUGCAGCAAUAUUGAGUGUGAAACAUUGAGAAUGCAUCAAACGCCACCAAUGAUUUCGAAAAUAUUCGAGUGGAACUUGAACACCACUAGUCUUUAUAUAAAGCCAUCGCGGUUGGACUCGGGCGUUUUCUAUAUGCAGUAUUUUCGAGUGGAUAUUAAUGAUGACACUAAUAGGACACCAGCGUCUCGAGACAAAGCGGUGCAUUUGUCAAAGAUCACAUUGGCAUCGCAAGGAAAAACUAUUACACUAGACAAACUGCUCUCUGGCCAUGACGCCAAUAGCUUUUCAACCGGGUUCCAAAUCAACAGUGAUGUAACAGUGACAACAACCAACUCUAUGGAUGUGACUAAAAACUUGACCGGAGAAUUUUUGAUCAUAACACCAGUCAUGGAUAAAGACCCGAAUUUCCUGGUUUACGCAGUCAGAGGAUCCAAUAUUGUUCUCGACAGAAGUCAAGCAAAAGAUACAACGAUUGUAUUCUUGGCAACUCCAAACAUGAAUACUGCUGGCAAUCCAAAUUACGCUGGAUUCAAGCAUAUUCGAGUGGAGAACAUCGUUCAACCCAAGACUUCUUACAUCUACUUCUAUAAGUACCUGCCGACUGACUUCUACGCUGAUGUCAAUAGUGUGGACGCAGUGGAAAGAAACAUAUUUUCGAAUCCAUUGAAACACCCACUCGGCGGUCGAGUACCCACAUUCUUCGACGCCAUUGAUCCUCUUCAAUUCUCAGAGACAAUGUGGUUGCGAGGAGUCAACGGCGGAUUCCAGUUAAAUGUCUCCGACACUUAUGUGGAUACAACCACAAUUCAAGCGGGUGCUGUAACUGUUACCGGGAUGACUAACAGUCAACUCAUGACUUUGAAUAGUCAAGUCAACUUUCCAGCAGCGGGAGGGAAUCGAGUGGGUAACAGUGGUUAUGUAGUGUCAACGGAGUUGUUCGAAUAUAACAAUUUGACGAUUCAGCUAAACGGACAGUUAAACUCUCAAUCUGCUGAUUUCCAAAUAAUCAGCGGUCAAGAUGCAACCAACAACCUCCAAGAGCAAGCCUGGGAAGCUGGCAACUUGCAGAUAGUCCCCAGUAACAUUUUCGCUGGAAUUUACUACAUUCAGUAUUUUAAUGUUGAUCAUGGACCAGUCACCAUGGCACCUGUAACAACUACAACUACCACUAAGCCACCAGUUGCUGCAACCUCAACGUCUACAGCAGCUCCAGUAAACCCCGUCUCCUCAUCUUCCUCCGUUGCACCAACCAAUCCACCUACAACCUCUCAAACUGCAACAACUUCGGGAUAUCAAACGACAACGAAAUCCAGUACAACUUCUACUGUGAUGAUUUCAAUGUUGGCCGUCACCUUUUUCACUUGUGUUCUUUAA
Molecule: messenger RNA, 5610 nt
Organism: Caenorhabditis remanei
Lineage: Eukaryota; Metazoa; Nematoda; Chromadorea; Rhabditida; Rhabditidae
Exons: 18
Coding region: 1-5610 (1869 amino acids)
Biological process (GO): innate immune response
Cellular component (GO): membrane raft
Source: RefSeq, a predicted model, not a curated record